Messenger RNA from Myxocyprinus asiaticus (Chinese sucker), 1840 nucleotides. RefSeq names its product multidrug and toxin extrusion protein 1-like. NCBI's taxonomy places the organism in Eukaryota, Metazoa, Chordata, Actinopteri, Cypriniformes, Catostomidae. Gene Ontology annotation, cellular component: membrane. The coding region runs from base 12 to 1664 and encodes 550 amino acids. The transcript has 17 exons. The record is from RefSeq and is a predicted model, not a curated record. Gene Ontology annotation, molecular function: antiporter activity; xenobiotic transmembrane transporter activity. Gene Ontology annotation, biological process: xenobiotic detoxification by transmembrane export across the plasma membrane.
AGAUUGACAGAAUGAACGUAGAAGAAAAUACGGCUGUUACCUCCAGAUGUCAAGAAUGUUUGAGAUUUUUGAGAAGUUUUUUACCUGUGGACUACAAAAGUGAAAUUGUACAGUUGUGCUCUUUAGCUCUGCCUGUGUUUUUGUCCUGUCUUUCGGAUUAUUUAAUAAGUUUUGUAAGCACUGUGUUCUGUGGGCACCUGGGGAGAGUAGAGCUUGAUGGUGUGACUCUUGCCACAGCUGUCAUCAAUGUUAUGGGUAUUGGUAUCGGCCACGGCUUGGCCGCUGCUUGUGACACACUCAUUUCUCAGGCUUUUGGAGGGAAUAACUUCUAUCAAGUUGGUGUUAUAACACAGAGAGGAAUUCUAAUUCUUCUACUUGCUUGUUUGCCAUGCUGCGCCCUUCUUAUCAAUACAGAAUCAUUGUUACUGGUUAUGGGGCAAAGGCCAGAGGUUGUCAGGAUAGCUCAGCUCUAUGUGAAUAUUUUUUUGCCUGGUCUUCCGGCUUCAUUUAUGUACAUUAUUGAAGUAAAAUAUCUACAGAAUCAGGGAAUAAUUUGGCCCCUGGUCAUUACUGGAGUGCUGGCAAAUGUCCUAAAUGCUUUAAUCAACUAUAUUCUCCUGUUUGUCCUGGAUGUUGGUGUUGCUGGAUCAGCAGUUGCCAACACCAUCUCACAGUACGCUUUGGCAAUCCUGCUGUUUGUCUAUGUCAGAUGGAAAGGUCUCCAUAAGGACACUUGGGCAGGUUGGUCGAUGGACUGUUUGCAGGACUGGAAAUCAUUCAUCCAUCUUGCCAUUCCAAGCAUGCUCAUGCUUUGUGCAGAGUGGUGGACCUAUGAGAUUGGAGGACUCCUGUCAGGGUUGAUUAGUGAAGUGGAGCUUGGAGCUCAGUCAGUUGUGUAUGGACUGGCAACUAUUGCAUUCAUGUUUCCUUUAGGCUUUAGUGUAGCAGGCAGUGUGAGAGUGGGGAUCGCCAUGGGAGCUGGAAAUGUUGCCCAAGCCAAGCUCUCUGCCAAACUCUCGAUGGUUUGUGCAGUGUCUGUUGGCAUGCUUUUGGCUACUGUUAUUGGUUCUGCAAAGAAUGUCAUUGCUUAUAUCUUCACAAAUGAUAAAGACAUUAGAAUGAGGGUUGCCACGGUAAUGGUUUUGUAUGCACCUUUCCAUCUUCUUGAUACAGCUGCAGCAGCAAGUGGCAGUAUAGUGAGAGGUUUAGGCAAGCAAAAGAUUGGAGCAGUCUGCAACUUUGUGGGAUACUAUGGUGUUGGUUUUCCUAUUGGAAUAACCUUAAUGUUUGCCACUAAACUGGGAAUUGUUGGUCUGUGGACAGGCCUGUUAAUUUCUGUCUUACUACAGUCAGUCUUCCUCAUUGUUCUCCUUUUCAAACUUAACUGGGAGAAAGCUUCUGAAGAGGCACAGAUCAGAGCUGGUGUGCAGACAAGAUGGGUAGAUAAUGGUGCACAAGAAGAUGGUGGAUAUGUUGAGAGUGAUGAUCAGGACAUUGCUGCAGAUAUGGAUGGGCUGGUAGUGGAGCAGCCCAGUGUGGAACUCACUUCACUGAGGGCAACACUGCCAUUCAGGGCCUUAGUGCUGCGUCGGGGUCUGGCUCUUGCAGCUAUGCUUACUCUACUGGCUGCUGGUCUCAUCACUAAUGUGUUGCUGAACAGCUAAGAUCAUAAUAGUACAACAAGAUUGUAGUACUCAAACUCAGUACCUGGGAAAAGCUGGAGGGCCUUUAAGCAGGCAGAGAGAAAUCCUCCAACUCAGUAGUUGGAAGUCUCUAGUGUGGUCCAGUAAAAGUGCACCACUGAAUGUACAAAGCCUUUUAAUUAGGGCUGUGAAUUGAU